AUGAUGGUGACUCGCUUAGCGUGGAUGGCGCACAGAUGGCUCGUACUCUGUCUCGCCUGGUCCUUAGCCGCUAAUUUGAAGUGGGGAGCCGAAUCGAUCGCCGCAUUAUCGCCAUAUUUUCAUGCAAUGUGCUGGGGAGUUCCCGCCGUCUUAUCAGUCUCCGUUCUCGUCACAAACUCUGUCGAUGGAGACGUUUUCACUGGAAUUUGUUCAGUUGGAAAUCUCAAUCCCUCCGCUCUUGUCUACUUCUUCUUUACGCCAAUCGUUGUCUCGUUGGCACUCGGAGCAGUUCUUCUCAUCUGUGGCAUUUGGUCGAUGAUCCGAAUUCGAAGUUAUAUCAAGUUACAGCAUGCAGACGUUGAGAGGAAUAUUAGCAAGUUGGAGAAGUUGAUGUUAAGAAUCGGAGCAUUCGCCAUCAUGUACUCCCUUCCAACCGCCAUGAACGCCGCGAUCAUGUGGUAUCAGGCGGUGAAUAUGCCAGCGUGGCUAGAAGGAUGGCUCCACCAUCGAUGCAUUCGACUGCAAGAUCGAGAGCUCUUCGGCUUCACAUAUCCCAUCGACGAGUGUCCGAUGGAUCCGAAAGUGGCGGCUCCAGAGAUAAUUGUAUUUCUUUUAAAAUGUGUAUCUCAACUGGUUGUUGGCAUAACCUGUGCAAUUUGGGUUGUCUCAUCGAAAACGUUAUCGAGCUAUCAUAAAGCGUACCUGGCGCUUUCUUCCAGGUCACCUCCUGUUCCUAAUCAUGUUGAUCAGGUUAAUAUGAGGUGA
Messenger RNA from Caenorhabditis remanei, 765 nucleotides. RefSeq lists its product as uncharacterized. NCBI's taxonomy places the organism in Eukaryota, Metazoa, Nematoda, Chromadorea, Rhabditida, Rhabditidae. The transcript is spliced from 5 exons. Gene Ontology annotation, cellular component: plasma membrane. The coding region runs from base 1 to 765 and encodes 254 amino acids. Gene Ontology annotation, molecular function: Wnt receptor activity; Wnt-protein binding. The record is from RefSeq and is a predicted model, not a curated record. Gene Ontology annotation, biological process: non-canonical Wnt signaling pathway; canonical Wnt signaling pathway.